Musca domestica (house fly) is the source of this 4900-nucleotide messenger RNA. RefSeq names its product arfGAP with SH3 domain, ANK repeat and PH domain-containing protein-like. Gene Ontology annotation, molecular function: protein binding; GTPase activator activity. The transcript has 17 exons. NCBI's taxonomy places the organism in Eukaryota, Metazoa, Arthropoda, Insecta, Diptera, Muscidae. The coding region runs from base 1044 to 4721 and encodes 1225 amino acids. The record is from RefSeq and is a predicted model, not a curated record. Gene Ontology annotation, cellular component: cytoplasm. Gene Ontology annotation, biological process: positive regulation of GTPase activity.
UCGGUUCUCGCCACAUUCACAUUCUUAAAAAGUUAUGGGAAAUAAUGGAAUAAAUUCAAAUAAAAUUUAAUAAAAAUUAUAAAAAAUACAAGAAUUUAAAAAUAACAAAACAACAAAAUGUGGAUAACCUAAAUCAGUACAGAAAUCUAAUUGAUUAAAGCAAACAAACAAGAAAUUUUCUUGAGUUGUAAAGUGGUUUUCGACAAACAAAAAAAAAAGGAGAAACAGAAUGCACACAUCCAAAAAAGGAAAAUUAAAAUAUUAAUAAAUGUCAAUAAAUUAUGCUGCUGUAGAGUCUUCUGUGUAAAUGAUUUCAGUGAGUGUGUUACUAGUAUGUUAGAUUGGUAUUUUGCAUGAAAUUUGGGCGAAAAUCCUUUUGUUUUAAACGUUUUGGAAAGAAGUGGAGGCAAAAAAUGGGUGUUGCUGCGAAAUACAACGACACAGCUAGAAACAAUUCUUUUACCACAAAAUAUAGGCAAGGCAGCAGCAGGCCAAGCAGCUAAGUGUUAUUGUAUUGUAUGUUGUGCUGUCAAAUAAGCAAAAGAAUAAUGAAUUUCGAAGUGUAGAAUAGUGUUGAGGAAAUUUGUGAAAAAAUAAUAUCGAUUACAGUACAAGAAAUGAAUACAUGCUAAAUGUAUUGUGAAGCAAAACAAAUCAACAUGAAACCAUAAAGAAGAAAAUACCAAUAGAAACCACACAGAAAAACCAAACCAACCAAACCCCAAGCUUAUAACUAACUCUCUAUUAUUGUUUCCUUUGUUGCAUUUUCCUAAUAAUUGUCAUCGAUUCUAAAGUUUGGCUCCUCGCCCGGCCCGUCCCUCAACAACAACCGUGUGUUAACCAGCUGUUUUAAAUUUUACGCGCGCCAUAAUUUGCCGUUUGACUUUACAACAGCAACAUCAACAAAAAUAACCAGAACGGGCCAACAAUAGCUAGCGGCGGCGGCAGUGGCCCUAUUACUGCUUUACAUUGAUAUUGGACACCCUACGGUGUAAAUCUGGCAGAGUGUGCCCUGGGCACAUUCUAUUUGGUAUUGUGAAAAAAUGCCGCCUGCACUUAUGAAUAUAGCCGAAUUUGUUGAGGAAACCCGAGAUGAUUACAAUUCACCAACAACAUCAACAUUUGCAUCCCGCAUGAUGCCGGCAUGUCGUCAAACCAUUGCAGUAUUGGAAGAGCGCCUGGAAUUUGACCGUGAAGGAUUAACAAAACUGAAAAAAGCAGUCAAGGCCAUACACAAUUCAGGAAAUACUCAUGUCGACAAUGAAAUGUUUCUGGUGAGGGCCCUUGAACGUCUCGGCGGCAAGGUAAUCGAUCAGGAUGAACCUGAUAUAGGAGCGGCAUUCCUUAAAUUCUCAGUGGUGACAAAAGAGUUGAGUGCAUUAAUGAAGACAUUGAUGCAAAAUAUCAACAAUAUUGUCAUGUUUCCGGUCGAUUCAAUGUUGAAAAGUGAGCUACGUGGUGUCAAGGGCGACAUGAAGAGGCCCUUCGACAAGGCUGCUAAAGACUACGAAGCGAAGUUCAUUAAAAUCGAAAAGGAGAAAAAGGCCCAGGCCAAAGAGGCGGGUAUGGUGCGAACAGAAAUCGAUGCUGCUGUUGUGGCCGAUGAAAUGGAAAAAGAACGUCGACUAUAUCAGUUACAGACCUGUGAAUAUUUAUUGAAAUAUAAGGAAAUCAAAACAAAAACUGGCAUCGAACUGCUGCAGCAUUUCAUCGAAUACUAUCAUGCUUUGAAUAACUAUUUCAAAGAUGGCCUCCAAACGAUCGAACAUUUCGGAACAUAUAUCAGUGAUUUAAGUGACAAAUUGCAUAAAAUUAAACAGCGCCAGGAUGAAGACCGUCGCAGCCUCUUAGAAUUGCGAACACUGCUGCGGAGCACACCCGAUUUUGAACGUGUGGAAAAUGUACCCACCGACAAGGGUGGAGGUGGAACGGGUUAUUCACUGCAUCAGCUGCAGGGUGAUAAACAUCAUGGUGUUACACGUUCCGGCCAUCUAUUGAAGAAAAGCGAAGGGAAAGUGCGAAGAGUUUGGCAAAAACGAAGAUGUCGGGUGACCAGUGAUGGAUUUCUUGACAUAUGUCAUGCCGAUGAAACCAAACCGCCGACAAGAGUAAAUUUGCUGACAUGUCAAAUCAAACCGGUACCGGAUGAUAAACGAGGCUUUGAUUUAAUCAGUUACAAUCGUCCAUAUCAUUUUCAGGCUGAAGAUGAAUCCGAUCAAAAAGCUUGGAUGGCUGUUUUGGUGAAUUGUAAAGAAAAAGCUUUAGCUAAAGCAUUCCAGCACGCAAAUCCCCAAAUGAGUCCAAGUUUGGUGGAAUUACAAAAGACUGUUAUCAGAUACGUCCAAUUAUUGCCAGGCAAUGAUCAAUGCUGUGACUGUGGCUCACGCAAUGAUGUCACCUGGAUAAGUCUGAAUUUUGGUAUUCUUGUUUGUAUUCAAUGCUCCGGUGUCCAUCGGGAUCUUGGCGUCCACCAUUCACGGAUACAAAGUCUGACAUUGGAUAAUCUAACAACAGCCAAUUUAUUGAUAGCUCGUGCCAUGGGUAAUCAUGCUUUAAAUGAAAUAAUGGAAGCCACACUGGGCAAGGGCAAACUAACACCGGAUAGUACAAUGGAACAACGAUACGAUUUUAUACGUGCCAAAUAUGUGGCAAAACGAUAUGUGAUGCGUACAUGUGCCGAUGAGAAUGAUUUACGCUGUGAUCUUGAACAGGCCGUGGUUAAUGCCGAUAUGAGUCAACUGCUGCAAGUGUGGGCAGAGGGUGCAGAUCUCACAUGUUGCUUACCCUCGUGGGAUGAUGGUGUUACGGCACUACAUCUGGCUGUCCUUCGGGAAACUGGAUGUACGCUGCAUAUUGUUGAUUUCCUUAUACAGAAUAUGCCACCAAAAGGUUUAAAUAAAGUCACAAAUCCACCCAGUAUAUUGAAUGUGACGGGUAAAAAUACGGCGUUGCAUUUGUGUGCGGCACACGAUAAGCGUGAGUGUAUAAAGCUUCUGCUGCGCUCUGGGGCCGAUUAUGAGAUACGUAAUUCCCAGAAUAAAACCGCUUUGGACAUAGCCAAAGAAAUGGGCCAUAAUGUGUGUAAGGAAUUGAUUGAGUGUGCCAUGCGACGUGAGAAAAGUGCUUUCGAUCACAUCAAUACAGAUUGGAAUCUGCCAAACGAAGAUGGCUCAACAGAUUUUUCGGAUGAUGAUACGGUUAUCGAUGAGCGUAAGCGUUCACGUCCUCCCAGUUUUGCCGGCGGUGAUUCACCGGUAUUACGUUCACGUUCCUCAACUUGUGAUUCAAUACAAAGUAGUUCUAGUCCUAUUGCAAAUUGUCCCAGUCGACAAUUCACCCUGCCGAUGUAUCAACAAUCGGCAGGCACAUCUCCCAAACAGCAAAUGUCUUUGGGCCAAUAUUUGGGCAGUGCUGGUAACAUUAAUGCUGCAGUAGCUGCUGGAGUUGUUGGUAGUGGUAGCGGCGUCGGGGUUGGAGGUGGUGGUAGUAGUAGUGCCGUUGGCGGCGGUGGUUCAAGUCCCAGUUCAGCCUCAAGCCAAAGUGGCCGUCUGGCAAGAAGUAACAAUGAGUUCGGUGGAGGAGCUAGAAAAUCAACAUCCACAGCCAAUAUGAACUCGUUAAAGAAACGAGCUCCGGCACCGCCACCCGGUACAACAUCAUCAAAUUUUUAUGGUACAUUACCACAUCCGCCUAGGCAUUCACAAAAUUUCGAUACAAAUGACAUACGAACGCACAAUCAUAAAAAUCAAUCAAUGGAUCCAGCUUCAUAUGGUACCCUGCCGCUACUGCGUUCCGUCGACAGCAGUCCACGUAUUAUGGGUGGCGGCGGCCACAAUAGUUCAGCAUCACAUGGUGGUAGCUUUUAUGAGCGUAUUGAUAAGUUGGUUGUCUCACAGGAUCCAAAUGGUGGUCCCACAACAGCAGGACAUCACAUUAUGCCGGCCAUGACAACAUUUGGUCACAAACGUUCGCCCAGUGGAGAAUCAUUAAAUCGGAAUUUACACUUGGCCGGAGCCAAGCUUGUACUGCCGCCAGCUGGAGAAAUACCCACAUUAAAGCAUGUAGAUAAAUCGGCAUUGUCAAGACCAAAAAUACCACCACCAGGUCCACCUGCAGAACGUGAAAUAUCCAACGGCCAAUCAAAUGAAAGUAUCAGCUCAAUCGAUGAAGGACCCAUUGCGCCACCCCGAAAGCGCAAACAUAAUAAGUUAUUGAAAUUGUCUCAGCCCAGUGAAGAAACGCUUAUGAAUCAAUCAACCAAUUACACCGAAUAUGAGUCAUGGAACACUGAUAUGGAUUCCUCAGGCGGCGGCCUAGACCAUUCAGCCGAAUCAAAUUUAUCAUCGAGUGAUAACGAUCGUAUUAAUUCGUCGCCCGAUAAUCUCCUUAAGGGUCCAUGCAGUAGUAGUGGUGUUGGUGGAGGCGGUUGCGGUGGCCUUAGUAUUUGUGGCGGUAGUUCAAGUGGUUCCGGAGUUAGUGGCAGUGUACUGACAGCAACAACUGGAGGAAAUAAAUAUAACUAUGCUGGUCAUCGCCGUUGUCGUGCCUUAUACGAUUGCUCUGCCGACAAUGAUGAUGAAUUGGAAUUCAAGGAGGGCGAAGUCCUCAUUGUACUCAACGAACGAACAGAUGAUGAAAAUUGGAUGGAGGGUGUUAUCGAAGGUGAUCCAUCGCGUCGUGGCAUGUUUCCCGUAAGUUUCGUCCAUAUGUUACCCGAUUAAAAAACCAAACAUGAAACAUACAAAACAAAUGGGUAGUAUAGUAUUAAUUUGUAAUCAUAACAAACAAACAACAACAAAAAUACCAUUGAACUUUGUAAAUGUAGUAGAUGAUAUAAUAAUAAUUAAUCUUAAUAAUAAUGAUAUAUAGUAAAGGUAGAUUUAAAGAAAGAAAAAAAAAA